AUGGAUUCCUUCGGCUUCGAUUUCGCCGGCGGCGACCUGCUGGACUUGGGCUCGCUCGGCUCUUGGACUAACAGCACGCCCAUGGGCAAUUCGCCCAAUGGCGGCAGUGGCGGCGCCCUACCUUUCAGUGUGGGUACUCCCACGGGCGUACAGAGUCUGGGAGAUGACCCUUUCGCCUCCAUGCCCAGCGGUGGCGACAACGACUUCAGCUUCGGCGACUCGCCCAAGCCUUCGCCUAACACGCAGAACCAGAAACCAGGAGACAACGCAGCGCCCACAUCAGCGUCUUCGUCAGCGCCCACGUCCUCUGCGCCGCCUACGAGCUCGUCUGGGGACAUGGCGUCGAACUACUUCGGCUCGGAGCUCGAAGCGAGUGGCGCGCCCUCGUCAUCCACCACCGGAACGACAUCCUCUGUCGUGACGACUGACGCGUCCACCACGUCAGAUGAUAAGGCCAAAAACACCGAGACAGACUCGCAGACCAAGAAGGAGUCCAGCAGUGCUCCAGCGUCGACGUCACAGUCUUCCUCAACGUCCAACGCGACGUCAUCGACUACGACGAGCGCCGCGCCGUCGUCUGCGCCGCACAAGUCGGAGACUUCGAGCUCCAGUACAGCCACGUCCACUGCGUCAUCUACGGCCUCUUCUGCGCCGUCUUCUGCGACAACGACGCAGUCUAGUAGCGGAGCCGCUUCUUCAGCGCCUGUAAGCAGCAACACGUCGAGUAGUAGUGCUACGACGUCCGCACCGUCCACUACGUCGUCCGCUCGACCGCAUAUUGGCAACCAACAACAGCAGCAACAGCAGAUGCAGAUGCAACAGCAGCAGCAACAGCGUCAAUACGCCAACCAGAUGAUGAUGAACCAGCAGAACGGUCAGCCGCAGCAGUUCGCUGGCCAGUCGUAUCAACAGCAAAUGCACGCGGGUCAAAUGUCCGGUGGAGUGAGUGGAGCGCCGCCUACUAGCGCUGGUGGUCAGUACAUGGGAGGCCAACCAGGACAAGCGUACCGUCCGCCGACCUCGUCCUACGAAGAAGAGUUUGCGCGCGUAAAGGCCAUGAUGAUGCAGCAUCCAGACUUGAUUCCUCCACCGAUGGAGGUGCUUCGUAUCUCGAUGAGUCAAAGCGCUGCCACACAGCAGAGUAUGAUGGGUGGGAAUGCGUAUGUGCAACGUGGCAACCCAGCGAUGAACCGUGGAGGAGCUCCAGGCAACGCGGCGUAUGCGCAGUAUGGCAAUCCGAACAUGAUGAUGGGCAAUGCUCAACAGAACGCGCAGCAGGCCGGUAUGAUGAACGCAGCAAGGAUGCGAGCAGCUCAAAUGGCACAGCAACAGGCUCAACAGCGCGCUGCGGCGGGCCGGACACCUGGUGGUAGCAACGAUACGCAGACGGCAUGGCAGUCGGAGAACGAUCUCCCUCUACGUCGGAAGAUGAUCGGCAAAAUUGUUAGUUUGUUGCAGCAACGGAAACCAGACGCACCUGCCGAGUGGAUCCGACGGUUGCCGGACAUGGCGAGGAGACUAGAGGAUUCUCUGUACCGGACAGCGAAGAACCGGGACGAGUAUGGCGAUUUCUCAUCUCUGAAGACGCGACUGCAACAUUUGGCUGUGACGAUGGGUGCAAGGGCGCAGCACAAGGCUGGAGGCAACCCUCGUGGAGCAGGUUCUGGCGGUGUACCGGGUUGUGGGACGGGAAACUCCGGCAACGCGUCGAUGAUGGCUGGUAAUGGGCCUUCUGGCAUGAGUAUGAACCCGGGAGCUGGCGGCAUGCCGCAAGGCAACGUAGUAGGCAACAUGCCAUACGGCAACCGGAUGACGCAGCAGCAGCUAAUGCAGCAGCAACAUUUGCAGAUGCAGAUGCAGCAGAACCCGCAGAUGAGACAGCAGCUCACGCCACAGCAGCUGCAACAAUUCCAGGAAGCACAACUGCAACGGCGGCAGCUUCAAAUGCAACAGGCACAGCAACAAGCUCAGAUGCAGCGUCAAAACUCGCUCCAACAGCAGCAGUACCAGCAGAACCAAGCUCUUCAACGUCAAAACUCGAUGCGACAAAUGCAGCAGCAGCAAAUGCAGCAGCAGAUGCAACAGCGACAGAACCCGAACUACAUGCAACAGCAGCAGCAACAAGCCCAGGCUCAGGCUCAAGCUCAAGCUCGCGCACAAGCUCAAGCUCAAGCCCAGCGGAAUGGCGCGGCCAAUGGUGGCGCCAACCAACAACGUAUGAGUGGAGAUAUGAGUCUUGGCGAGUCUUCGGACUUCCUGAACUUGGAUCUGUCGUCGUCGCUGCUGGGAUCUGAUGACCUUCAAGGUGACGGCAGCUCGGGGCUCUCCGGAGGCGAUGCAAUGAAGAACGGAAGCAGCGACUCGGCGCACAUGUCGGGCCAGAAGCGAACGCUCUCACAGUCUCAGCAGCAGAUGGCCGCAGCAGCAAAUGCUGCAGCUUUCAAGCGUACAAAAGUAGGAGCUGCCGGCCAGGCUGGCAGUCAGCCGGGUGCUGCCCCGAACCAGCAGCAUCCGGGCGCUGCAACGUCGGGACCUCAAGCCUCCCAGCCGUCUCAGACACCGAUGCAGAAGCCAGUGACAAGUACUAGUGGCUCUUCAAAGACUCCACCAAUGAGUACAGUGAAUGCCAAGUAAAUUCUUCCCAAUAUGAGCGAUGGUCGACAGUCAAGCAACGCCGCAUUGUGGGAUUUUGGGGAGCGAACGGAACACCGCGGAUGCCUUGUUGGCGAAAUUUGGGCCACGGGAAGUCAAGAGGGAAGUGGCAGGGCGCCCUUUAUUCUCCUCCUGUGGUGCGUAGCGAAGGAAGCUGAGCUGCCCUUACGUGUUAGGGGUGGUGUCUCAUCGAGCGAGUAGAUGGAGUGGGGUUCCAGAUUUUUUUUUCGGGAAACCUUCUCACGUUCGACGUGCAUCAUCAAGGACAGUGAAGCCACUUCGAGCGGUGGCGUAGGACAUUGUGAGUCGAACCCCUUUGUCGGCACGGGCGCGGGGAGCCGACGAGGCUUGGGAAAAUGAAUCUG
Messenger RNA from Phytophthora infestans T30-4, 3017 nucleotides. RefSeq lists its product as uncharacterized. Bases 1 to 2634 code for a protein of 877 amino acids. Gene Ontology annotation, molecular function: transcription coregulator activity. Gene Ontology annotation, biological process: regulation of DNA-templated transcription. The record is from RefSeq and is a predicted model, not a curated record. NCBI's taxonomy places the organism in Eukaryota, Oomycota, Peronosporomycetes, Peronosporales, Peronosporaceae. The transcript is spliced from 2 exons.